Molecule: messenger RNA, 2566 nt
Organism: Oryzias melastigma (Indian medaka)
Lineage: Eukaryota; Metazoa; Chordata; Actinopteri; Beloniformes; Adrianichthyidae
Product: 5-hydroxytryptamine receptor 3A
Exons: 9
Coding region: 500-1780 (426 amino acids)
Biological process (GO): monoatomic ion transmembrane transport; nervous system process; chemical synaptic transmission
Cellular component (GO): synapse; membrane; neuron projection
Molecular function (GO): extracellular ligand-gated monoatomic ion channel activity; neurotransmitter receptor activity; transmembrane signaling receptor activity
Source: RefSeq, a predicted model, not a curated record
GGAAAUAGAUUUUUAAAAGACUUUUGAGUCAUUGUACAAUCUUCAAACUGCUGAGAUGCAUCAUCUAGUUUCUUCUCAGGACAGCUGCUAAGCUGCUCCCUUCGGUGGAUUUUUCAUGUCCAGGUUCCUGACUGAUUAGCUGUUCCUGUGGCUCUAAAUCCACAUGAUUUAAAUGACCUCCACGUGUUUACAUUUCCUUUUUAUCAUUUCCAUUUGUGAUUUAAAAGGUUAAAUAUUUUGUUGAUGCGCGCUGACAUGCAGAGAAAACCGUCGCUCUGCGUUCAUUUACUCUGUCAUGUUGACUCUCUGCUCCAGCUGCACGUCAACAAUAGAAACCUCCAGGUAAUUCCUUUCUGUACUAAUUGCUAAACAUGGAGACAAAGACGCUGCUUUACUUCAUAGACGGUAAAAUUAAAAAAUAUCCAUCAACGUCUGCUGUGUGUGAAAAGCUCGUCUGUUUAAAAGGCUUUACUCACAGCUGACAGACAGUCAAACCGUCAUGGCAGCUCUGAGGACUCUGGCUUUCCUCUCCAUCAUCGCCGUUUCCAGCAGCCAGACUUCAGAGUGCUCCUACUUCAGUCUGAUCGACCACCUGAACCUGACGGCCUCCAAUGAAGCUCUGCAGAUCGCUCGGCCUGUCAAGAGCUGGAACACCACCACCGUCGUCCAUCUGGACAUGGUGCUAUACGGCAUUCUGGGCGUGCAUGAGAAGUCCCAGACGGUCUCGCUGCACGUCCUGAUCAGAAUGAGCUGGAAAAAUGAAUUUCUGAGCUGGAAUUCUACUGAGUUUUGUGGGAUUGACGUGAUGAAUAUUCCAAGAUCGAUAGUCUGGAUCCCAGAUAUCGCCAUCCAAGAAGAUGCUUCCGACACUGGGAGUGUUCAGGAAGAUCCUUUCCUCCGACUGGAUCCCAGUGGAUUACUGAGCGUGACGUCCCGGCAGCAGCUCACCUACACCUGCCAGCUGGACCUCUUCAAAUUCCCCUUUGAUCAGCAGAACUGCAGCUUGGAGUUUUCCUCCUUGAGCUACAACAGGAAAUCUGUUCAGCUGGAAACAUCUGGAAACGGGACGAUGUUCACAGCUUUGUCUAAAAAGCUGAAAAUGACGGAGGGGGAGUGGACCCUGAUGGAGCUGCAGGUUACCGAGGACGCAGCUUCCACACCUCCGUGGAUGAAGAGCCGCCUUCAGUACACGGUUCUGCUGAAGAGGAGACCCUUUCUCUACGUCAUCAACCUGAUUCUGCCGCUACUGUUCCUGCUCUUCCUGGAUCUGGCUUCCUUCUUCAUCAGUGAGUCCAGGGGGGAGAAGCUGAGCUUCAAAGUGACGGUGCUGCUCUCCAUCUUCGUCCUGCUCCUCAACCUUCAGACCAUUUUGCCGUCCACUGAGGAAGCCAUGCCGAUGCUGGCCAUCUACUGCGUUUCAAUCUUCACGCUGGUGUUCCUCGGCGUCCUGGAGGCCGUGCUGGUCAGCUUCCUGAUCGAGAUGGACGAAUCUCGCCGUGAGGAGGAACGAGCGGAGAGUCCGCCCAAACGUCCCUCAGAAGAACAGGCUGAAGAGGACAGAACAGAGGAGAACCAACCUGAUGACCAGAACCUGCUCAACCUCAUCUUGGACAAAGUUCUGCUGACGCUCCAGGAAGUUCAACAUGAAAGACAAGAGAAAAGGAAGUCCGGCUGCUUCCGGAAGCUGGCGAAGCUCAUCGAUGUGGUGUUCUUUACCAUCUACCUGACUACUAUUGUGGUUUCUCUGAUUGUCCUGUUUCUAAUCUGGAUGCAGAACUGACCUCUGACCUCUGGCCUCUGACCCGGUGCUGAUGCUGCUUCAUGCAGAGUUUGAUGAAUGGAGAAGAAACAAAAAAAAACGUUUCAAUUUUGAAAACGUUCAAAUUUUACAAAUGAAAAACACUCAAUAAUAUCUUUAAACAAAGCAAUCCUGCAGAUCCAACCCUGAUCUAAACGAAUCCAGUUUGACCUGAAACUGUCUUUGAAGCUGAUCCUCAGUGAUCGACUUUUCAUGUCAAUUUUGAGAUUAACCGAUCAGAUGUUUGUUUGAUGAAACUGAAACUAUUUCAAGAUUAAAACUACUUUUUACGAUGAAAAAGAAACCCUAUAUAUAUAUAUAUAUAUAUAUGAAUAUUAUUGCAGUUUGAACCAAUAAAAAAAGCAUUUGUUAUUCAUGGGGUUUUUCUAUCUUUUCUCAGUGAUCCAUCCUAAACUUUAGGAUUUUAUUUCUCAUAUUCUGUUGGUUUUAUCUCCAUAGAAAUCUGUUUUCUUUCCUGAUUUGGGUUUUUCUGUCCUGGACUGAAGGAACAGAAUGUUUUCACAGUUCUUCUGUCUUUCUGCGACUUUGAGUGAAAAUUUCCCCCCACCAAAAACUCAAAAACUCUAAAAUUUGGGUGCACCCUACUACCCGGGAACAUGAAUUUGGGCAUAGGGACAACCCCUCCCCCCAAAAAUGAUGACAUCACAGCAGAGAAACAGUCAAAAAAACGAACGAGGACAAAUCUCCUACGGAGUUAAAAAAAAAUCUCCUAGCAAAACCAAAACACUCGAGUUAUCCAAAGGAAGU